Molecule: messenger RNA, 1776 nt
Organism: Malassezia pachydermatis
Lineage: Eukaryota; Fungi; Basidiomycota; Malasseziomycetes; Malasseziales; Malasseziaceae
Product: armadillo beta-catenin plakoglobin
Exons: 4
Coding region: 1-1776 (591 amino acids)
Cellular component (GO): cytoplasm
Molecular function (GO): ATP binding; kinase activity
Source: RefSeq, a predicted model, not a curated record
AUGUCGCGGCCAUCGCAUACGUCGACGCCAGUGCCGGAGCUUCGUGGUGCGGCGGCUAUUGCGCGCAACAUCGAUGCGGCGGCAGAGAAGCUGUCCAUGGGCCAGCCGAAACGGUCGCACAGCCGCACCACUAUCAUGACAGAGGCAGGGAGGCAGCCAUGGUACGAUGCGGAGGGGAAGCCGAUUCAGCCGUACAUUGUAGGUGUGGCGGGCGGAAGUGCCAGUGGGAAAACAUCGAUUGCCAAGGAGAUUUUGAAGCGCCUUCCGAACGUGUCAUGGGUUGCCAUUCUCAGUCAGGAUGCCUUUUAUCGCCCCUUGAACGAGGAGCAGAUCCAGCAGGCGUUCGAACAAAAUUUCGACUUUGAUCAUCCGAACGCCAUUGAUCAGGAACUGCUUGUACAAUGUGUCAAAGAUUUAAAAGCGUCACGCGCUGUGCAAGUACCUAUUUACAGCUUUACGCAGCAUCAGCGCCUGCCAGAAACGACCUACUUGUAUGGCCACACAGUCCUUGUGCUGGAAGGUUUGUUUGUGCUGCACGAUCCAGCGCUACGAGAUUUGCUUGAUUUGAAGAUCUUUGUACAGACGGACCCUGACAUCAUGCUGGCCCGGCGAAUCCGGCGUGAUAUUGUCGAUCGUGGCCGUUCGGUCGACGGCGUGUUGGACCAGUACCUUCGCUUCGUGAAACCGUCCUUCGAUACCUUUGUCGGUCCCUCCGCUCGAUACGCCGACAUCAUUGUGCCAGGUAUGCACAAUGCCGUGGCCAUCGAUGUCAUCGGCCAGCACAUUGCAAAGCACUUGACACGAGCCAGGACUCUUCUGUUGCGGCAGGACAUCAGCCGUACGCUUGAGCCGGCGCCGUUUGAUGUAGCCUCGGGGCGUACAUUCCCCUUGGCGCGGCUGCGUGUAGGGACCAGCGUGGAUGGCACACCAGUGCAUGUGGUGGAACUGGCGCCCUUCUCCGAACAAGGGGAUGCAGAAGGAUUGGUGGCUCAUACAGACGACAUUCUGCCGCUCCCGCCAAACCUGUGUGUCAUUCCGCCCAAGGCACAGCUGCAAGCUAUGCUUACUGUGAUGCACGAUGUGAGCACGGCUUCCGGCGACUUUGCUUGGGCGUGCAAACGUGCAGGGGCAUUUGUUGCUGAAGCGGCUAUGAAGUUGCUGCCGUAUCGCUCGCGAAAGAUUUGCACGCCCACAGGCGAAAAAUGUACGGGUGUCGAGCUUGAUGUGACCCAUAUCUGCGGCGUGUCGAUCCUACGCUCAGGCGCAAUAUUAGAACAACCUCUUCGACGUGCGUUGCCGGCGCUGGCAUUAGGCUCCCUUCUGAUCCAGAGCUCUGGGACAAACUAUCGACCGAUGCUCUACUCCGUAUCCCUGCCGUCGUUCGUCAAAGAUCGCACGAAAGCAGCGCAGACGUGGGUCCUGCUGACCGAUGCGCAAAUCGGCACGGGCGCGGCAGCCUUUAUGGCAGUGCGUGUCCUCCUCGAUCACGGAGUCCCAGAGAACCAGAUCAUUUUGCUGACACUGCUCGUGUCUGCACAGGGCGGUGUAUGGUCCUUGCAACAUGCCUUCCCACAAGUGCGCAUUAUCACAGCGGGUGUCGAUCCAGGCCUGCAACAGUUUACAUGGCCGGACCAGCACGAUGGGUACACAGUGCACACGCAUACGACAUCACACGCAGAACACUACACACCUGCCGAAGCAGAUAUGGCCGAGCGUCAAGUUUUUGCUAUUACCCCAGGGUGUGGCCAAAUGGGCGAUCGAUUCUGGGGCACAUAG